Messenger RNA from Lachancea fermentati, 2148 nucleotides. The record is from the annotation of a GenBank genome assembly. Lineage: Eukaryota; Fungi; Ascomycota; Saccharomycetes; Saccharomycetales; Saccharomycetaceae.
AUGGUGGAGUCGAAUGAGAAGAUUAAUAAGCCUUCAGGUGUAAUCAAAAGGAGAGGCAGAAGAGCCUUGAGAGCAUGUGAUGGUUGUCGAAGGUUGAAGACAAGAUGCAUACCAUCGCCAUUACCAAAUGAAAUUCAAUGUCUCAGGUGUGAUUCUCUCAAAAUUCGAUGUUCAUUUCAAGACUUACUGGAGGAUACAGAUAGUGCAGAUGAAAUUUGCGUUCAAAAGACCCCACAAGUUCAGCCGCUUCAUGAAUCGGCAGAAUGGACGAAGCGUCUACUAAAAAGCGGCUACUCGACAGAUGAUCUGGCUCUUCACUCCAAACUUUUACACGCCAUCAAUGAAAAUGUACUCAAAGUCAUUGACAUGAUGGAAGGAAGUAAUAAUAGCCAGCUGUCCGUGGGGGCUUUACCCAAGGCACGCACUAUUGACUCUGCUCUCAUAGACGCAGUCAAGAUGAUGGCGUCGACGAGUAGUCAAACACUUAUACCAUCUAAUCCAAGCACUUCGCAAUCCAGGUGUGGAACGCCUAUUUUAGAUGACUCUCUGCUUAAAACGGAGCAGCGUCAUUUUGCUCCCUAUCUGGCAAGCCCAUUCACGAUGGUAUCGCAGAUGAUAUCUCGUGAUAAUUUGCCUCUGCCUAUUUUCAAAUUGCAUGAGUCUGAUAUGUUGCAACAAGAUCCACUAGAUGAUAUCGUUACGUUGAAUUUAGUGACGCUGGAGGAAGUCCACUGGCUGAUGCAGGAUUUCAGAGAUCGGUACGGUAAUUGGUGUUCGUUUCCUGAAACAAUUUCCACUGAGAAGCUCGUUUCGAAUAUUCGUUCCCGGAACGCUUCACUUUUACUGAGUGCAUCAUGUGUCAUGGCACUCCGUUAUACGGUUAAAUACCAUGAUUUGAAAACGCGAGUGUAUAAGAACUUGUUGUUCAAACUGAAAUCCGAUUUGGAGACUUCAUUGAAAUGUGUUCCACAAACCACAGAGUUCAUUCAGGCUAUUGUCAUCCUUUCAAUCUAUGCCUCAUCAUUUAGCAGUGAUAUAAUGUCGGUUGAUGCUUGGUACCUCUCGGGGAUAGGUUUGCAACAAUAUCUGACCAGAAAUAUUGCAGAUGCACUUCUGCGAUCUGUGAACGAUAAAGCAACUACCUCAGAGUUUUUCUCUUUUGGAAUAUCCAACAAUUUGGUAUCUCCUCAGGAAAACAUAUUUGAUCAAGAUAUGAGGUUCGAGAGACUGACAUCCUUCAGAUUAUGGAACCAUUUGUGCCUGGUGCACAUUACACAUUGCGUAUUUUCCGGAAGGAUGUGUAUUGUUGAUGAAGUAAGAGCUGACUUGUGCCGGCGCACGUUAGAACUGUCCAAUUCUACAAAUUUUGAUGGAAGAAUGGUGGCGGAGAUCAGUCUUCAACUUAUUGUUUAUAAUUUCAUGCAGCAAUGCAACACGGAAAUUAUAGGAAAGCCUUCAAACGAUCCGACGGCUUUUGACACAGUUAUUGAUGAAUUAAGAGAUUGGAUUGAUGAAUGGGGAUAUCUCUUUUCCCAACCAAUACAACCCACUACGCAGUAUGUCGAAUUUGCCUAUCAUUACGGGUAUGCUACAGUUCUUUACACCUGGUUCCACAAAUGCUACAGGUUGGCAAAAUCUCAGGUUGGUAGAAAAGAAUUGAAAUCUCAAGAGUCGCAAGGAUUAAAGUCCGCGAAAAGAAGUGCAGUUGGCGAAUAUCUUAAUUCCCAGUAUCCAGUUGAGGAGGUGAUCGGUGCAAUACCCCAUGAAAAGCAACUGGAAAUGCUGGAUCAUGCUCACAGAUCAGUCGAAACUAUGAUAAACGAUAAUUUCUCAAGUUUUAGAUACUUGUCUGAUCAGUUAUUCUUUUCAUGUAUGCAUUGCUCGCUUAUCUGUUUGAUGGUAGCACAUAGUCUUUAUCACGCUGAAGAAUGCCAACUAAAGGAUUCGCACCUAGAAAAGAUUCUCACAGAUGUUAAAAAGUUCAGUCUCCGUUUACAGAAAAUUAGAGAAGGUGAACUAAAAAGCUUUUGGGUGGAAGAGGUCGAUUUGAAAGUUCCAAGCGUUAUAUUGCAAUAUCACAAAGCUAUCGAAAGCUGCCUUCAAGAUAAAUUUCCAGAGUACGAAAUAAAUGUAGAUGAUGAUUUAUAG